Molecule: messenger RNA, 2032 nt
Organism: Zea mays
Lineage: Eukaryota; Viridiplantae; Streptophyta; Magnoliopsida; Poales; Poaceae
Product: Sodium transporter HKT1
Exons: 3
Coding region: 91-1698 (535 amino acids)
Biological process (GO): monoatomic cation transport; transmembrane transport
Cellular component (GO): plasma membrane
Molecular function (GO): monoatomic cation transmembrane transporter activity
Source: RefSeq, a predicted model, not a curated record
AAUUCUGGCGGAUUCAUACACAGCAAAUAAAUCAAAAUGCAACGCUCCCCACAGAAACUAAGCAAAGAAAUAGCGCCAACAAGUUAAAUAAUGCCCCCUUUGCACGUCCCCGGUAGUAGUACUCCUCGCAAGUUCUAUCACCUGGUGCUGUUCCAUGUGCACCCGUUCUGGAUCCAAGUCCUGUACUUCCUUUUGAUCUCCGUUUUGGGUUUCUUGAUGCUGAGAGUCCUGCCCAUGAAGUCCAGCUCCGUGCCUAGGCCCUCGGCUCUGGACCUACUCUUCACGUCGGUGUCGGCGACGACAGUCUCCAGCAUGAUCGCCGUCGAGAUGGAAUCCUUCUCUAACGCGCAGCUCCUCCUCAUGACCCUCCUUAUGCUCCUCGGGGGCGAGGUGUUCACAAGCAUGCUUGGUCUCCACUUCACCUGCACCAAGCUCAGAAACAAGAGAGAAACACCUCAUAAUAAUCUCCAUGGUAAUAGCUUAGAGCAGAGUCGUCGUCGUCACCGUCCCAUGGAGAUGGAAGCCCAGGCCGCCGCCGUCCAAAUGGAGCUUGCAGGGUUCAACAAGGACGGCCAUGGCGAUUUCGCAUCCAUGGCUAGGUUGCUAAUGUUUAUCGUGCUGGGCUACAUCUUGGUCGUGCACAUCGCCGGCUACGCGCUCAUUCUAAUCUACCUUAGCGUGGUCGGCAGCGCGAGAGCAGUGCUUGUUAGGAAGAGGAUCAGCCUGAGCACCUUCUCCGUCUUCACGGUCGUCUCGUCGUUCGCAAACUGUGGCUUCGUGCCAACCAACGAGGGGAUGGUGUCCUUCAAGUCCUUCCCGGGCAUGCUCCUCCUGGUCAUGCCACACAUCCUGCUCGGGAACACGCUCUUCCCCAUCUUCCUCAGGCUCUCCAUUACGGCGCUCGAGAGGGUCACAAGGUGGCGAGACCUCUGCGAGCUGCUGAGAGACAGAGGACCCGGCGGCGGGCCAGCUGCGGCUGCCGCCGCCGCCGCUAUAGGCUACGACCACCUGCUCCCGGGACCGCGCACAUGGUUCCUUGCUCUCACCGUGGCGGUGUUCCUGGCGGUGCAGCUGGUGCUCUACUGCGCCAUGGAGUGGGGCUCCGGUGGCCUUGGAGGGCUCAACGCGUUCCAGAAGCUCGUUGCAGCGGUCUUCAUGUCCGUCAACUCCAGGCACUCCGGCGAGAUGGUCGUCGACCUCGCCACCGUCUCCUCCGCCGUCGUCGUGCUGUAUGUGCUCAUGAUGUAUCUACCGCCUUACACUACAUUUUUACCGGUAGCAGUGGAAGACGACCAGCAGCAGCAAAAUGAGGCACAACCCCACGACAAUAGCACGAGCAAGAGCAGCACAAGUAUUAGCAUCUGGCACAAUCUGCUCAUGUCGCCGCUCUCGUGCCUAACCAUCUUCAUCGUCGUCAUCUGCAUCACCGAGAGGCGGCAGAUUGCUCGUGACCCAAUCAACUUCAGCGUCCUCAACAUCGUCGUCGAGGUCAUCAGUGCGUAUGGCAACGUGGGAUUCAGCACCGGGUACAGCUGCAGCAGGCAGGUGACGCCCGGCGGCGGCUGCUGCAAGGACGCGUGGGUUAGCUUGUCCGGCAAGUGGAGUGUGGAAGGGAAGCUCACGCUCAUGGCCAUCAUGUUCUAUGGCAGGCUCAAGAAGUUCAGCAUGCUUGGGGGUCAGGCAUGGAGGCUGAACUGAACCGAAGUACUAUUUCGAAACUCGCUCGAUCAACCUGAUCUCCAGGACUCCAAGACUAGUACUUGAAUUCUCAGUCUAUUCAGACGGAACCGGAUCAUAUGACAAAUCCAUCUGCGAGGAGUUUGGCUGCAUUCUGUAAAGUCGGUAGGGGCAAGGGGUUGUUCAUAUCCUUUUUAUUUAAAAAUAAAAAAUAGUUUUAUAUCUCGACUUUUGAAAAUUAUAUUUUGAGGUGUCUGUCACCCAGGGGACGGCAGGGAGUUAAAUGUAAUUUUUAAUAAAUAGGUUCUCGUCGCUCACUCACUCAUUACGGGCUUAUUCGGUUAUUUUCAAUCUA